This is a messenger RNA of Cataglyphis hispanica, 7926 nucleotides long. RefSeq names its product nuclear pore complex protein Nup153. Gene Ontology annotation, cellular component: nuclear pore. Gene Ontology annotation, biological process: RNA export from nucleus; protein import into nucleus. The transcript has 7 exons. Gene Ontology annotation, molecular function: structural constituent of nuclear pore. Lineage: Eukaryota; Metazoa; Arthropoda; Insecta; Hymenoptera; Formicidae. The record is from RefSeq and is a predicted model, not a curated record. Bases 206 to 4573 code for a protein of 1455 amino acids.
GUAGUGGCGGGUGACGGUUUCGGGGCCGAGCUCGGCCAUAUUUCCUCUCGUGGGUCUCACAGGCAAGAGGGAAGGUGGUGCGGUUCCAACGGCGAAACAAUUUUCAAGGAGACGAUGAUCGUGUCGUGCGCGCGCGUCUCGUAACCGAUCAUCGUGCAGUGUAGUGCAGUGCGGUGAAGCGACUCAAGCUGAACCGGACCCAAGAAUGUCCAAGGGAAACGGCAAUUCGGUCGGCAGGCGGCCGUCGUCGCGCAAUGCGAAGCCCUACGACGCUAACAACUCAUUUGUAAGAAAAAUGGCGACAAAGGUAACAGAUUUUAUACCACAAUCAUCAUGGAUUAGUAAGUGGUUCAAUCCUCUCCAAGGUAAUGAGAAUGCAUUAGAGAGAAGAGAGAAUACUGAGGAAACAGAAGAUGAUAUCCAGCAGCCUCCUCCUAACAAGCGAUCACGUAUUUGUAUGGAUACUAUUCAUCCACCUGGCACAUUUUCUAUACAAACAAGAAAUAAAAGUGCAUUAAACACGAUUGAGCAUUCAAAGGAGCAAUUUCCUGUUCAUAAUGAAGAUUUUUCGGAACUUACAAUGGCUGGAUCAAGUGGGAUAAGCCAUUUAAUAUCUUCGACUCCUGCAAUGCCAGCAGACAUUAGGACUGUAACGUCACACAAAUCUGACUUAAAUUUAGCUUCAUCAAUUAAUAAUGGGAUAAUAAAUGGAAUUGAUGAUAAUUCAGAGUCAAGUGAAAGUACCAGUGGAUGCAGUUCACUUAUUCCACAAAUAAAUAGACACGAAGGCCCAUCAAAUUUGUACAAUUCAACAUUUACCAAUAGAAAGAGACACAUUGAUGAUAAAUUGACAUUUACUAAUCAUUUACAAUCUCCAAGAUCCUUGUUUCUAGAUAGUAAUUCUCGUGAUACUUUAAGCAGUCGUAGACCAAGUUUUAAUGCAUCAGUUAUGACAAAUGUUCUAGACCGCACAUCUCCUCUGUCCUCCCCUUUUUAUAGCGGUAAUAUCACUUUUGGGGGUGCAAAUGCAGCAGGUUUUUACAAGCAAAAUCGUAAUGUUUUUAAUAAUUCAAGUGAGUUACAACUUAAAGUUCCAAGGAGAACGAAUGUUGAAGUUAAACCUUCCAAUGCAGUAGAUGAUUCGUCGGGUAUGAGUCAAACUGCAAAAAAAAUAUUGGAAGCAUUAGAACAUUUUUCAUCACCUAUAUCUGAUGCAAAGAAAAUUCCAUUAAAAACUCCAAAUACUUUAUUGUCGGUAAUGAGCAAAAAAAGAGCGCGAGAAGAAAUAGCGAAUCCAUCUGCUAGGAUCGGCUUGCGUCAUUUGACGCGUGAAUUGACAGUACCAACCGUUCCCGAUAUAUUGAAACUAAGAAGACGGCAAAAACUGCAAGAUACAACUCUUGCAGCUAGAAAAAUUGUUUCUUCUCGCAGUGAUCCACCGCCGCCUCCACAGGAAUAUCGUUUGAGGAUGGAUGAUGCUGAUAAUGAAAAAUAUCGUGGCAAGUUGAAGGGCAAAUCUAAAAUAAAUCUAGAACAAGAAGAAACAGUGGCACCUGUAAAUUUGCCAAAUGUACCUCUACCAAUAACAACAUUACCCAAUUUCAACUUCACGCUACCAUUUCCUGCUUUACAUUCUGCAGGAAAAGCUAUAGCAAAUAAAGAAAACACUUUCACAUUUGCUAGUCCCAUUAAAAUACCAGAUGUUGAAAAAAAUUUUCAAUCUGUCAAAGAUUACACUUUCAGUAACCCAAUCAAUGCUGAUGAUAGCAUAAAUAAAACAAAUGAUUCGAGCUCGUGUUCGAUAACAGAGAAAGUUGGGUCUACUGCAUUCUCCUCUACUGAUACCAUCACAUCGAUACCACUCCACAGUACAACUACGUCUAUGCCGAAUUUUAUUUGGUCCGGUUCAUCUACAGCGCCUAGAUUAAAACCAAAAAUAAAAAACAACAAGAAUGAUCUUGUCGAACUUAUGGUCGAGCCUGAACAAAAGUCGGAAAGUGUUAUGAAUGUAUCGUGCUCCAAGUCUAACAAAAUAGAAUCUGUUUUAACUGAACAAUCAAACUCGGGAUUAAUUUCUGAAAUGAUACAUACAGAUAAGAUUGCCAGUGCAUCUAUCAGCCCAGAUUCAGAUAUCAAGAACAUACAUGAUGUCAUGUUGUCUUGGGAGUGUAGUGAAUGUUUGAUCAAGAACAGUAGCACAGAUAAACAGUGCACUGCGUGUAAAAUUACUCGACCAAAUCCUAAUGACAAAACUUUGUCAACAUGCUCAACAUCAACGACAGAUACCGUCGUAAAAUCGAAACCAAUCGCAGAUGAUUGUUUUGGCUCCCAAUUUAAAUUGUCUACAAAUCAAUGGGAGUGUACAACAUGUUGCAUAAAAAACAAGCAGAGUGAUGUCAAAUGUGUGGCAUGCUCUACACUAAAACCAGGAAGUAAUGCAGAUACGAUGCAGCAAACUGUCAAAUCUCAAAACAAUGAUCUAAUGGAAAAGUUUAAACCGGCUGAAGGAUCAUGGGAAUGUCAUGGUUGCUUGCUAAGAAAUGCCGCGAAUGUUAUUACAUGUCCUUGUUGUAAUGCAUCUAAACCUACUUCCAUAAGAACAAACCUGAAGAAGACAGAUACUGUUACAGAAUUAUCAUCACAAAAGUCGAGCACUGAUGACAUAGAUAACACAGCAACACAGGAAACAUCUAGUAAUUAUCAAAUAAUGGAUAAAUCACCUAAACCUACUUCCAUAAAUACAAGUCCGAAGAAGACAGAUACUGUUACAGAAUCGUCCUCACAGAAGUCAAACACUGUUGAUACAGACAACACAACAAUGCAGGAAACAACAUUGAGUAAUAAUGAAAUAAUGAACAAAUUUAAACCAAACAAAGAUUCCUGGGAGUGUCCAGGGUGCCUUGUGAGAAACAACAAUUCUAUUACUAUCUGUCCUUGCUGUAGCACCUCUAAACCUAAUUCUCUUGGUGAACCGAGCAACGCAAAUCAGACAUCGACUAAUGGAUUUGGAGACAAAUUUAAAAAGCCGGAAGGUUCGUGGACUUGCGACUCUUGCUUGAUACAAAAUGAUGCAAGUCAUACACAAUGUAUGGCUUGUCAAGCUUUGAAGCCUGGUACUGUAAAAUCAAGCAAUCCUGUAUCGAGCACUAGCUCUACUUUGCAGUUCAAAUUUGGUGUACCAUCUAAUACACCAAACUUAGCUAACCAACCAAGCGGUUUUAAUUUCGGCAUAGAUAAGGCUGAUAAUCACUCUAACUCUGAUACUGCAUCUCCCUUAAAUGGAUUUAAAUUUGGUACACAGCAGGCAACGCAUAACACUUCCACGAAUGCAACGACUACUUGUCUUCCAACUUUUGCUCAACCUACUUUCACAUUUUCCCAUUCAAAGACAUCUCAGUCAGCCACGAUACCAACUUUCGGCCAAGUUCCGACAUCAUCCGCCGCAUUAUCUACGAAUCUAUCAUUUGGAGAAAACAAGCUAGCUGAAACAUCCACUUCGUCGUCUAACAAAUCCGCAAAUGAUACACCAGCUGCUACGCUCUUCCCAAUCGUGUCGAGUUCCACACCGCUUUUCAACAAUAACGAAUCGAAAACGUCGAUAGCAUUUGGCACGGAUAAACCGACGUUUGCUACAACAGACAGUACCAAGUCAUCAGGAUUCGCCAUGUCCGAGAAAAUUCCAACAUUUGGCAGUAACACGCAAGAUAAUAAGCCAUCAAUCUUUGGGACGCCAGAAACGAAAUUACCCGCUGUAUUUAAUUCGCCCGCGGUAAAUCCUCUACCGACCUUCGGCAUCCAGCCUCCGUCCAGCAGCAGCGCUACUCUGUCACUCUUCGGAUCAUCCAAUAAUUCUGCAGCUUUCGGAAAUAACACUACGCCCGCUUUCGGUGGCACCGCAACGACGCCCGCUACUCUGUUCUCAUCUACCAAGACCAGUGUUGAAACUAAUCCAGCAUCGAAUUCUUUAUUUAAAUUCGGCUCGGCAUCGUCACAGCAACCAGCGACAGGCAGUGGAUUUAACUUCUCCGCGAAUGUUAAUCCGGCAUCGAGUCCGUCUACGAAACCUCUCUUCGCAUUUGGUAACAAUUCGAAUACAUCGUCGAGUAGUAACAAUAUGUUCGGUAGUGGUACAUUCGGAGCUAAUACUGCUUCGACGAAUAACAAUGCCAGUUUUGCGUUUAAUACACCUAAACAAGAAACAUCGGUGGCAUUCGGUCAGGGCGCAGUAACAACUCCGAUGUUCGGUGCCCCGCAGGCAAAUCCACAGACUCAAGCAACAUCACCAUCGUUUUCGUCUACCCCUUUGUCCAGUACAGGAUUCAAUUUUGCAUCUGCAGCUCCACCCGCAGCGUCAGGAGGCUUUAACUUUGGAGGAAUGUCGUCCACGUCAACUGGAGGAUUCAAUUAUAAUCCUCCUACUACUACUCCCCCAGUAGUUUUUGAUCCCAACAGUCGGCCUUCAUUCAACUUCACUAAAGGAAGCGUACCAACAUCAUUUAAUGCUCCACCCCAAUCGGCAGCACCACAACGGAAAAUCAAAAAAGCAUUUCGAAGAAAUGCAUGCAUGCGGUAGAGAGCAUGUGACAUAUAACGUUCACACAUAUACAGGUGCGUCCCUAUAUCUAUCUGUAUAUCUGGGUGUGUCCCUGUAUGUAUGUCAAGCGUUAUACAAUAUGUAAAAUGAAAUUUUGUCAUACAAUUCAAUCGAUCACAUCAGUGUGGUGAUAUAUACCAAGCAUCUUUGUAAUAUAGUAACCCGAAGUUAACCCCCGAAUAUGCUUGCGUACAACCACUUGUGUUCUCUCUACAGAAAAAGAAAUGUAAAUUAUAAAUAUUAUUUAAAUUAUACAGUAAUAAUGAAAAUAAUACCUUGGAGUUGGCAUGAAGCCGUAAUGUGAAAUCGUAAUGCUUUUGCAUUACUAAGACCUUACCAAAAAAGAAAAAAAAAUCAGACGUGGUGCGUAUGUAUCAACAUAACGUACUCAAGAUACCAUUCAUAUUUACCGAAAUUGAAAAAUACCUCGAUAAAGAAAACUUAAAAUAAGCACUUAACAUGUGCAAUCGAAGAUUAAAAACUAGUGGGAGAUUGUCACCCGCUCAGGUAAGUAUAAGUCAGUCACAGCUCGUAGCAUUGUUGUUUGAAGAACCUUGAAGAAUAUAUGCUAUACUUAUUCGGAAAAGAUAUAAAUUUAAAAGCACAAAUAUAAAAUAAUUUUCAUUGAAUGUUAUACACAGAGCAGAGAGGACAGCUAAAUAUAUAGUUACAUUUGAAUAUUUUUGACAUAUUUGAAUAUAAGCAAAGAUCUCUCGAGAAAAAAAAACAGAGAAGUUUGAGAGGAUAAAUAUAAUAAUUCUCUCUCAUAAUAAUUUUAAUAAAUUAAAUUAGAUAGUUUUUAUAUUAUUUCAUAAUUUUAUUAUAUAAUUUUAUAUAAUUUAUUAUAUUUGAUUCUUUAAAUACUAUGUGUAAUAUUUUACUGAGAAAUUUAUUUGUGUUUACUAAAAGUAUAAGAAAUAUUAAAUGUUUUGCUGCCUUCUAUAUAGUUUUUUAUUAAAAUCUUUAAUUUUUCUAUGUGUAUGCAUUACAAUAUCUUCCAUUUAAUGAGAGUUGCACCAAUUAUUAAAAAAAAAUCGUAUAAAAUUCUGUAUGUAAUUAAACGAUCACAUUAGUUGUUAUUUUUGAAAAUGUCCAUGUAUGUCCAUGUAUAUGGACAAUAUCAGUCCAAAGAUAUUUGUAAAAUAUCGUGACAUUGCGCACGAGCAUUGUGAACUGACUAUAUAUCAAUAAAAUCCCACUAUAUACACAUAUAUGCAUACACGCGCAUUAAUUAUAUUUUAAUUAGAAUUUCGUGGACAGCCCUACACAAUCUUUGUAGAGAACUAGUCCAGGAAAAGUGUAAUAUACACAAAAAUGGCAUUCGGAUAGUACAAACUGACGAUUACUGAACGUUUCCAUUGAGUAGUCGAAAUUGUAUAUUUUUUUUAUAUUGAAUGAAAUAAUUCUAUAAGAAAUAACUGAAUGCCAUUUUGAUAGAAUUAUAUUAUAAUGUGUGUUUUAUCAUAGAAUGAAUGAAAUCAAUUCGAAAGAAGGACACGAUGAAUGGGAAUAGAUUAUUACGGGGCUUCUAAAGAGUUUUUUUCUAAAAUUUUAUAAAAUAUAUAAUUCUUUUGUUCAUCGAGAUUUCUGAAUCUUUUUCUAAUUGUAUAUUAGUUUUCAAUUAUUAUUAUUAUCAAUACGCGCUUAUAUGUAUACUAAAGUGACAUAAGUAAAUAAAGAUUUAAUUCAAUUUAAUAUUAAAAAUUUGAUCAAUAUACUUCUUUCUAUCAAUUUGUAUAUUAAAAUGUUUAAUAUAUAAAUUGAUAGAAUGAUCUCAUUUAUAUAAUCUUAAAUAUCAUUAAAACAAAACGAGUCAAAAGAAAUUUUUGGAAACUUUCUUCAUUGUUUGGCUAUUGCAAAUAAUAUUAUUAAUAUGUUUAUGUACUAUUAAUACGUAUUAUGUAUUAUUUAUACGCAUUACGUAUUAUUUAUACAUAAUAAAAAGUAAAAAAAAAAUAUUUUUGAUUUGUUGACUUUUUAAACAUUCGAAAAAUGUUUUCUUUUAGUACUUAAAGAGAGUUUAUGAUUUAGAAAAAAGUAAUUAGAUAUUUUUUUUAAUAAAAUAUCUUUAUAAUGAGAUACACAAUUCACACUCAAAUAAUGAAUAAACUUUUGUAAGUGCAAUUCUUAGAAUAACAUUAAUUUAUGACACUAAUUUUGGAAUUUUACUACUUCAAUAGCUAAGACUGUAAGCUAUUCUUUUUAGAAGUCCCUAAAGUGGAAAGUAGUUAAAUGGUAUAUAAUAAUGAUUAAUGAAUCAUUGAAAUCAUGCACAUCUUAUUUAAGAUUAGAUUAGUUGUGUACAAUGUUGGCUUAGAUCUGACAGUAGCCAAAAAUAACUCGGCACAUGACCCAUCUUAUGCCAUAUUAGACAUCUAGGUACAAAACAUUCUGUUAAUACGUUGUUAUUUAUCUUUGUUGUUAUAUAAUAUUUACAUGUAAACACAUUGAGAGACUUUUUAAGUUCUAUACAUUAUUAAGAGACAAAAAUUCAUAAUAACUUUAUGUUAAGCACUUGUAUUUUUAACAUUGUCAAAAUACCCUUUGUAGGUACUUCCCGUUUAAUAUUUAAACAGUGUUGAUUAAAUAUGUAAUACAUUAGCUAAUAUGAGUGAUUUUAAGAAAACUUUCCUGUGAUGCAAUUGAAGGUUAAUCUCGAGUAAUGAUAAAUAAUUAAUAAUUUAAAAAUUAAUUCGGGAUUAAUAUAUAGGGAUAAAAUUGUUUUAGUUUUUAAGAGAAAGAAACUCGUACCGAACAACCUACAAAGGAUUUUUUGAACAUAAUUAAGUGAUUGACACGACUCUGUUUUACAUGAUUACAAAACAAAGGUAUUGUAAUUAAUGGUAGAGUGAGGCUGCGCUGAGAUAUGUCUGUGCUGCUGUCUUACACUGUGAACAUUCUCUGUUGAGGCUGUGUCGUCCAUUUGUCUAUGAAUAGACAAAUUUCCAAAUUAAUAUAUCGAAUAUGUUGCCUGUGAAAAGGCAAUAUCUUUAUAUUAAAUUUCGCGUAUAUAUGGCCUUAUAAAUACAUAUUGAACGUAUGACGUAGAUGUAUAACGACUAUAAGGCAAAUCGUAUUGGACUUGUUUUGUAGCUUUAUUUGCUCUCUGUUCUAAUAUGUUUGCAUAAAUAUCCGAAGAGUACUGCAUUAAAAACAUUCAACAGUAGAUAUGUAACAUCUUAUGACUAAUGGAAAUUCUCAUUUUGGUAUCUACAUAUUUUUAUUGGAUUUAAUAUUACAAUGUAUGUAUUAUUUAAUUAUUAUAUAUAAUAUCAUUAGCAGUAAUUGUGUUGAGAACUGAAAAGAAGAUUUUAAUAUAUUUUUCUUGACUA